This is a messenger RNA of Candidozyma haemuli, 597 nucleotides long. It is a transcript of the gene EMP24, whose product is annotated as Emp24p. Gene Ontology annotation, biological process: protein retention in ER lumen; intracellular protein transport; Golgi organization. The transcript has a single exon. Gene Ontology annotation, cellular component: COPII-coated ER to Golgi transport vesicle; endoplasmic reticulum; Golgi apparatus. Bases 1 to 597 code for a protein of 198 amino acids. NCBI's taxonomy places the organism in Eukaryota, Fungi, Ascomycota, Pichiomycetes, Serinales, Metschnikowiaceae. The record is from RefSeq and is a predicted model, not a curated record.
AUGAACUUCCUCGCCCUCGUGUGCAUGUUUGUGGCCGUGGUGCAGGCCCACACUGUUCUUUUGCCUCCACACGGCAAACAGUGUUUCUUCGAACACCUCAAGGCUAACGAUGAGUUGUCCCUCAGCUACCAGGUGGGUUCCAGAGACCCCAACAAUGCUGAACAAUACACCAUUGACUUCUACAUCAUUGCUCCAAACGACAAGGUGAGAAUCUCCAGAACCAGCAUUGACCACGGUGACGAGAGCAUGAAGGCUGAUAUGACCGGUAGAUACAAGUACUGUUUCUCCAACGAGAAGUCUUCCAGAGUUGACUUGGACGUGUCUUUCAACGUGCACGGCGUGGUUUACAUUGACGUGAACGACCCUCAGUCGGACACUUUGGACUAUGCUAUCCAGAAGUUGGGCGAGUUGACCAGUGACGUGAAGGCUGAGCAGAACUACUUGGUUAUCAGAGAGAGAACACAUAGAAACACUGCUGAGUCUACCAACUCGAGAGUCAAGUGGUGGUCUUUGUUCCAGAUUAUCGUGGUGGCUGCCAACUCUUUGUUCCAGAUCUACUACUUGAAGAGGUUUUUCGAGGUGAGGUCCGUUGUCUAG